CAAGUCGACGGCCCGGGCCUGUAUUAUGGCCCCCUCCUGACCACGUCCUCUGUCGCCCCUAACGGCCCUUCGGACAGGACAAUUUCUUUUUUCCGGUUUCUUGGGGGUCGGCAUCGAAUCACACCCGGGGGAGCUCCUCGCACUGGAAUCACACCCGGGGGAGCUCCUCGCACUGGAAUCACACCCGGGGGAGCUCCUCGCACUGGAAUCACACCCGGGGGAGCUCCUCGCACUGGAAUCACGCCCGGGGGAGCUCCUCGCACUGGAAUCACACCCGGGGGAGCUCCUCGCACUGGAAUCACGCCCGGGGGAGCUCCUCGCACUGGAAUCACGCCCGGGGAGCUCCUCGCACUGGAAUCACGCCCGGGGGAGCUCCUCGCAGGGAACACGCCCGGGGGGGUAAAAGCCCCUCCUCGCACUGGAAUCACACCCCGGGGGGAGCCCUCGCACGGGAAUCACACCCGGGGGAGCCCCCUCGCCUGGUCAAGCCCGGGGGAGUCCUCCCUGGAAUCACACCGGGGAGCUCCCCACUGGAAUCCACCCGGGGGAGCUCCUCGCACGGAAUCACCCCCGGGGAGCCCUCGCACGGAAUCACCCCCGGGGGGACUCCUCGCACGGGGAAUCAACACCGGGGGAGUCCCGCACUGGAAUCAAAACCCGGGGGAUCCUCGAAUGGAACACACCAGGGAGCCCCUCGACUGA
This is a messenger RNA of Penaeus monodon (black tiger shrimp), 702 nucleotides long. RefSeq names its product skin secretory protein xP2-like. Lineage: Eukaryota; Metazoa; Arthropoda; Malacostraca; Decapoda; Penaeidae. The transcript has a single exon. The annotation marks the transcript as partial. The record is from RefSeq and is a predicted model, not a curated record.